AUGGCGAAGGAAUACGCCAGUCCUGCCCCUGCAGACGGAGAGCCUCGCAAAAGAGGUCGCCCUCGCACUCUGGAGGGACGCGUCGCCAAAGCGCCCUACGUUCCCACUGGCCGGCCACGCGGCAGACCCAGGACGGCGACUCCCAAGACUCCCAGCGGUAGACCACGCGGUCGUCCCAAGGGCAGCUUCAAGAAAACUGAGGAGGGCAAGACGCCAGCCAAGGCGCAGAGCACAGGCACAGGCGCAGGCGCAGGCACAGGCACCGGCACCGGCACGGCCACAACCACGGCCACGGGCACAAGAACAGGCAAACGCGGCAGGCCGCGCAAAUCGGAUGCUGCCUCUCCUUCUGCCUCUGCAAAGGCUGAAACUCCCGUCACCAAGACCAAGAAUGGAAGGGGCCGGCCCAGAAAAGUCGUCACGCCCCUUGAGCCAGUUGCCGCUGCUGAUGAUUCCGAUGAGGUCGACGAAGACGCACACUACGCCGAGGUGGUCGGGGACGCUGAAGACGCCGAAGGCGAGGAAGACGAGGACAUCAGUGGAGCACCGACAUCAGCCCCAGAUGAGAUGACCGGUCAGUCGCCGUGGCUCUCAAAACUGACUGGAUACUUUGGUUGA
Messenger RNA from Ustilaginoidea virens, 618 nucleotides. RefSeq lists its product as uncharacterized. Bases 1 to 618 code for a protein of 205 amino acids. The transcript has 2 exons. The record is from RefSeq and is a predicted model, not a curated record. Lineage: Eukaryota; Fungi; Ascomycota; Sordariomycetes; Hypocreales; Clavicipitaceae. Gene Ontology annotation, molecular function: DNA binding.